Strigops habroptila (Kakapo) is the source of this 1621-nucleotide messenger RNA. RefSeq names its product abhydrolase domain containing 12B (gene ABHD12B). The transcript has 13 exons. The coding region runs from base 394 to 1503 and encodes 369 amino acids. Gene Ontology annotation, molecular function: monoacylglycerol lipase activity; phosphatidylcholine lysophospholipase A1 activity. Gene Ontology annotation, cellular component: endoplasmic reticulum membrane. The record is from RefSeq and is a predicted model, not a curated record. Gene Ontology annotation, biological process: monoacylglycerol catabolic process; phosphatidylserine catabolic process. NCBI's taxonomy places the organism in Eukaryota, Metazoa, Chordata, Aves, Psittaciformes, Psittacidae.
CGGCAGCGUGGCAAGGCUGCGGCACAGGGACAGACCUACGGCACAGGGGGGACAGCGGUUGCGCACGGCGGGAGGAACCAGCAGCAGUUUCUCCCCUUGCAGAAGGCGCGGGGGGCACCAGCGCUGGUUUUAAACCUGUAUUUUUAUGAUUAUUUUGGGGUUUUAUCCGGAAUCUUCCGCUCGGCGAGGCCGGUGCGCCCCGCGCGGCACCUCGCUGCGGGCCCCGGGCUCCCCCCGCACGGGCUCGGGCUCGGGCUGCGGGGUCCCCGCAGGGCCCUCGGGGCGGGGCGGCAGCCGUGGGGCAGGCUCGGCCCCGCCCCGAGGUGGCCGUGGGUGAGGCGGGGCCUGAAUGGAAGCGGGCCGCGGCGCGAGCACUCGGCCGAAGCGGUGGCGAUGUGGCGGCGGCGCCGCGAGGAUGGCGAUGGCGGCCGCAGCGACGGCGACAGGGCCUGGGAGGAGUUCAGUUCGCAGGCGGAGCGCAGGGCCCCGGCGGAGCGCAGGGCCCGGGAGGAGCGGCGGGGCUGGCUGCACUGGUGUCCCCGGCUGCGCACUGUCCUCCUGGUCCUGCUCCUCAUCUACAUCUCUGUGCCCAUCCUCAUCCGCCUCUUCCCUGUCCUGGUCACCAAAUUUGUCUACCUGAACUUGGCCUUUCCUUUCUUCGUUGACUUUCAUCGGCCGGAGCUACUGCUGAACAACACCAUCAACCUGUACCUCGUGACCGAGCCAGGCGUGACGGUUGGCAUCUGGCACACGGUGCCGAGCAGCAGAGGAGCCGAGGCAAGGGGCAAGGACCAGCACUGGUACGAGGAAGCGCUUGGCGAUGAUCACCCUGUGAUCAUCUACCUGCACGGCAAUGGGGGGACCAGAGCUGCAAGACACCGCAUCCAGUUCUUGAAGACAAUGAGUGCUGCUGGCUUUCACAUCCUGGCGCUCGACUACAGAGGCUAUGGGGACUCCAGUGGGCACCCCACAGAGAACGGCUUCACCACGGAUGUCCUGGCACUCUACGACUGGGCCAAAGCACGGAGCAGGAACAGCAUCAUUCUUUUCUGGGGACACUCCUUGGGAACGGGGAUUGCCACAAAUGCAGCAAGGAAACUGCAGGAGGAGCGAGGAGUCCAGGUUGAUGCCAUCAUCCUGGAAUCGCCCUACACCAACAUCCGUGAUGCAGCUGCCCAUGUCCCCAUCACCAAGAUCUACCGCCAGUUCCCAGGUUUCGAGUACUUCAUCCUGGACUCGCUCGCUCUGGGCGACAUGUUCUUCCGCAGCGACAAGAACGUGCAGGUGCUGUCCUGCCCGCUCCUCAUCCUGAACGCAGAAGAUGAUGCCAUCGUGCCUCCGCACCUGGGACGCAAGCUCUUUGAGACAGCACACAGUGCCUACAAGGACAAAACCAAGGUGAAGUUGAUUACCUUUCCCAAAAAGCUGGGCCUGGGCCAUGACCACAUCUCGUUCAACCUGGAGCUGCCUGCCUUGGUGAAAGACUUCCUGAACAUUAAGUGAUGCCAGCUGCUGCAUGCAGCAACCACAAGCACCACAAGCACUUCCUCAAACCCACACCAGAAACCCGUUAUGGCACUGAACUUACUGUUGUAAGUAAUAAAAACUACUGAAAAACGUU